AUGAAAUUGGAGCUAACAUCAAGAGACGACAGGUAUGUGAAGAUCAAGCUUCCUAAUUCAAUGGGUUUACCUCGGCUCAAAUGUUUAAUUCUUAAUUUGGUCAUAAGUUUUGAUACAUCAUUUAGCAAGAUCAUCUCAAGCUGUCCAGUUCUGGAAACACUUAUAGCUCGUACAACUCAUGGAAGUGGAACCAGCGAUCAGUACAUCACAAUUAACUCUUCUACCCUGAAGCACUUGGAAAUAAAAGAUAGGGGUUAUUCAACGGGCAAGCUUACCAUAAAUACUCCGAAUCUCACAUCGUUUGUUUGCCAAGAUCACAUGAGAAAUAACUACUGUCUAGAGGAACUUCCUUCUCUCGUCGCUGCUGAUAUUGAAAUGUAUGUUGAAGCACACUUUGAUGGGGAUCAUAAUGUUGAAUUUCCAGAAGCUUAUCUAGAGCUUUCUGAAGAGCUUAGAGUUGUUUUUGCUGAGCAUCUGCUGAAAUUUCUUAGGGCACUUCAUGGCGUAAAAGAACUAAAAUUAUCCCCUGGUUUCUUUGAGAUAAUUGGACUUUACAUGGAUGAGAUUAAUAGUUCUAUCCGCUAUGAUCUAGAUUUACAACCCGUUACAUCACUACCUGACUCUUAUGGGAGAUGCAACUUCACGGAUCUCCCAGUUUAUUGGACAAUCCUCCACUUCAGUUCUGUAACUGAAGUGGAAUUGUGGCUGACAAGAGGAUGCUUGGAUGUCAUUUCACACUUACUCAAGAUCUCUCCCAAUAUUGAAUCCAUUUAUAUUACAUCAAAGGAGUGCGAAAAUUUUAAUGGCGUCUGGGAACCAGUAUUGCCACAGCCAUGCAUGUUGUCUCACCUGAAGUUUAUUGAGAUAGGAGCAGUCCAAGGAUAUGAUAAUCAACUCAAGCUUCUGGGGUUUUUAUUGAAGAAUGCCAUAGCUUUGGAGGAUGUGAGACUAUAUUUUCGAUUUAUUCACUGCUUAGCUGACCAGAGAAGAAGAGUGUCGGAGUUCAGCAAAAAGCUAAAAGCACUUCCAAGAGCUUCUUCAAGCCAGGAAGAAUAUCUGGAGCUUUUUGAAGAGCUUUGCCAAGCGUAUGCUGGAAUUUCUGAGGUUCUAUUCAUGAACCAAGUUGAACAAAGUCGGCCUAAAAAAUCAACAUAG
This is a messenger RNA of Papaver somniferum (opium poppy), 1155 nucleotides long. RefSeq names its product F-box protein At3g62430-like. NCBI's taxonomy places the organism in Eukaryota, Viridiplantae, Streptophyta, Magnoliopsida, Ranunculales, Papaveraceae. The transcript is spliced from 5 exons. The record is from RefSeq and is a predicted model, not a curated record. Bases 1 to 1155 code for a protein of 384 amino acids.